Messenger RNA from Eimeria mitis, 2064 nucleotides. RefSeq lists its product as uncharacterized. The transcript is spliced from 3 exons. The coding region runs from base 1 to 2064 and encodes 687 amino acids. NCBI's taxonomy places the organism in Eukaryota, Apicomplexa, Conoidasida, Eucoccidiorida, Eimeriidae. The record is from RefSeq and is a predicted model, not a curated record.
AUGCAGCAGCACCUCAACAUAGCGCAGCAACGAUUCAAAGACAUCACUGCAGCAGCAGCAGCAGCAGCAGCAGCAGCAGCAGCACGCGAGCAGCCACCAGGGGGGACCCAAGCUAUGGGUACAAAGGGGGGCCCCCGGGGGCCCCCCUCUGCAGCAGAAGCUGCUGCAGCGCAGCACGAAGCGUCUACGUGUUCCCCUGACACCAGCAGCAGCCCAAGUGCAAGACCACCCCAUCAGCAGCAGCAGCAGCAGCAGCAGCAGCAGCAUGAGGGGGUCGAGACAGGGGAGUGCAUAUCAAGCGAGCUGAAGGGGGCUCCCCCCUCUCUGUCUCCUGUACCGCAACGUGGGUCCCCCCGGGUUGUUAUUCAUUCCGGUUCGUACCGGGGGCCCCCCGGGGGCCCCCCCCCCGGGGCCCCCUAUCUCCCAGUGGUUUGUGAUGCAGCAGCAGCAGCAGCAGCAGCAGCAGCACGCGAGCAGCCACCAGGGGGGACCCAAGCUAAGGGUACAAAGGGGGGCCCCCGGGGGCCCCCCUCUGCAGCAGAAGCUGCUGCAGCGCAGCACGAAGCCUCUACGUGUUCCCCUGACUCAAGCAGCAGCCCAAGUGCAAGACCACCCCAUCAGCAGCAGCAGCAGCAGCAGCAGCAGCAGCAGCAGCAGCAGCAGCAGCAUGAGGGGGAUGAGACAGGGGAGUGCAUAUCAAGCGAGCUGAAGGGGGCCCCCCCCUCCCUGUCUCCUGUACCGCAACGUGGGUCCACCCGGGCCCCCGGGGCCCCUGGGGCCCCUGGGGCCCCAGGGGCCCCAGGGGCCCCUGGGGGCCCCCAAUCUCCCAGUGGUUUGUGUCGUCGUGGGCUGCGUAGGGGCCCCCGGGUGGGUUCGCUGGGGGCCCUGUGUGAGGUCGACAGUCUGCUGCGGCCUACCCCUUUGGGUUUAACUUCUGCUGGGGCCUCUGCUUUGUCUGUGUGCGUGGCCAGCAGCAAACUGAAUAUGAAUGCUUACGAGCAUACAGCUCUGUUGGUGGGGGCCUUCUGUCUCUCCUUCUCUGGCUUUCUAGGCGCAGUAGCACUGCACCAUAGGGGGCCCCCAACACCCACGCCUACUUCACCCACAACGGGCGGCGGGGGCCCCCCCAGUGGUUUGUGUCGUCGUGGGCUGCGUAGGGGCCCCCGGGUGGGUUCGUUGGGGGCCCUGUGUGAGGUCGACAGCCUGCUGCGGCCUACCCCUUUGGGUUUAACUUCUGCUGGGGCCUCUGCUUUGUCUGUGUGCGUGGCCAGCAGCAAACUGAAUAUGAAUGCUUACGAGCAUACAGCUCUGCUGGUGGGGGCCUUCUGUCUCUCCUUCUCUGGCUUUCUAGGCGCAGCAGCACUGCACCAUAGGGGGCCCCCAACACCCACGCCUACUUCACCCACAACGGGCGGCGGGGGCCCCCAGGGGGGGGCCCUGCUGGGGACCCUGGGGGGCCCCCAAGGGGCCCACCGAACAACAGUGGGUACUAUGAACGAAUAUAACCAGGGGCCCCUACACGGACUGCAUGGAGAGGGGCCCCCCUUCUUGGGGCCCCUCUGCGAUGCCACUGCUGCUGACCUCAGGCUGGGGCGAGCUGUGCUGCGUUGGCUGCAGCAGAAGGAAGAAGAGAGGGACAAGGGGGGCCCCCCAAGCCCAACCCAACACAACGCCAGCAGCAGCAGCAGCAGCAGCAGGAGCAGCAGCAGCAACGACAGCAGCAGCAGCAGCAGCAGCAGCAGCAGCAGCAGGGAAGAGUUCGCUAGCUGCUGCAUGCAUACAUUCAGCAGCAAUACAGCCAUCUGUCUACCAGAGAUCGAUGCGGGGGCCCUCUGCCAGGUUUGUCCCCUUUCAGUACCCAUCACAGUACCCUCUUCUGGGGGGCCCCCCUCAAAGCAGCGGCAAAGGGGCCCCCGCAAACGUAGGGGGGCCCCCACAGACAGGGCCCACCCCUAUAGGGGGCCCCCCUCAGAGGGACGCCGCGAGGCCCCAGCUGUACCCACCAGUACCCACAUCACACGGGGCGGCAGACGUUCUGUACCCUCCCCUCUAUUCGACCUAUAA